This is a messenger RNA of Parathielavia appendiculata, 3153 nucleotides long. Its product is annotated as phosphatases II. The transcript has 2 exons. Gene Ontology annotation, molecular function: protein tyrosine phosphatase activity. Bases 1 to 3153 code for a protein of 1050 amino acids. The record is from RefSeq and is a predicted model, not a curated record. Gene Ontology annotation, biological process: protein dephosphorylation. Lineage: Eukaryota; Fungi; Ascomycota; Sordariomycetes; Sordariales; Chaetomiaceae.
AUGCCUCCAGAGCCCUGGACGAACGAUAGGCCUUCUUAUUACACAAUGAAGACACCGGCGCCCGUUGCAGGAAUGAGCCCUCAAGCGCUUACGCACUCACGCUCAAAUUCUCAAUCAUACGUCAACAGCAAGCCAGCGACUUCCCCAGUGUCUUCUCCGCGACCGCCACCCUCCGCCGUCACUCCUCACCCGCCCAAGCUCUCUCCGGCAGCUGCUGGGGGCGAGACUUCGAGCCCCAACUACUUUGGGCUAGCUGUCGACCCCACUGCCGACCUUCGGGAAUCCUGCGUUGUACCGCGCGAGAACUGGAGCUCGCCAUCCUCGUCCGUCAAGUCCUUCGCCGCUGUGAUACCCGGUGUGAAGCAACUGCCGUUGGAUGCAAAUCCCGAGUUCGAGGCCUUUCGGAGACAGAUCGACGCGAACCGAGCGAGGAACUCCUUCAGCCUAUCGGCUUCUCAUUUCACUGUCACGAGCGGAAGUGUACACACCCCCUCCCCCUCCACCACGUCCUCUCAGCAUCGGCCACGUCCUCCGAGAUGGCACACGCAGGGAGCCGAUGGGCCGGACUUUCUAUUUCAGAAACACUCGCGCCUUAGCACCGAGUCUUCCAGUCUAGGGGUUGUACCCGGCAAAACCGAUAGAGACGCUGAUAGUCUGCAAGGAGACUCAGCGUAUGUGUCCGGCGACUCCAAGCGCAGCUCCUCCGUAUCGCUGAACCCGCCAUUCUCCCUUCACAUGCCCAGACAGGAUGCUUCUUCUCCUCGACCACAGUCUCCUUUCCCUGUCCCUGGUCGAGGGGACGUCAGAUCUGCUAUGUCGAGAGCAGACGGGAACCCGUCACCUCAUUUCUUGGCCCGCAACAUGACGGCCUCGCCGACUACCAGCCUGUCCGGCCAAGCCGGCGCCACCGUCGCUAACCAAAUGCAGGAUACUGGCAGCCCGACCAUGAUGUCUCCCGGCGAACUCAAGGGUUUAUUGGAAAUGGACCCGGGCGGCGCGAAGCUCUUGCUCUUGGACCUCAGAGUCUCACCCCAGUUUGCGCAGUCAAGGGUGCGAGGCGCGCUGAACCUGUGUAUCCCCACGACUCUAUUGAAGAGGUCUACCUUCAAUUUGCAGAAGCUCCAACAGACUUUCCAGAAAGAUCAAGAUCAGGAAAAGUUUUCCAACUGGCGAAACGCAGACCAUCUAGUCGUCUAUGACGCGUCGUCCACCGAUAAGCGGGACGCCGUUUCGGCCAUCAACAUGAUUAAGAAGUUCACCAACGAGGGCUACACGGGUCCUGCCAGUAUCUUGCGCGGUGGAUUCAAUGCGUUUGCAUCAGCGUACCCUAGCUUGAUCGACCGCUCCUCCGCCGGGUCCUCACCGGGUUUGUCUCUUGGAGGAAGCUCAAUGUCCGGUGGUUCCCGGGCCAAUCUACCUCCAGUCAUUGGCGGGGUGCUUUUGCCCACUACCGACGUCAAUCCCAGCCCCUUCUUCAACAACAUCCGUCAAAACCAGGAUUUGGUCGAUGGCGUUGGCCAGAUGGAUAUCGGCCUCCCUUCAGGGCUUUCAGAGGCAAACCUGCCGCGGUGGCUUCGAGAGGCAGCUGAUACCAGUGACCAUGGCAAGCGGGUUUCGGACAGGUUCCUGUACAUCGAGCGCACCGAGCAGUCACGCAUGCGCGAGGCGUAUUCGGUUGUCUUGCCCGCGGAUGCUCCAAAGCUGGGCGGCGCAGGAUCCACCAAGGUGCAGCUGUCGGGUAUCGAGAAGGGCGGAAAAAAUCGGUACAAGGACAUCCUUCCUUUCGAACACGCAAGAGUAAGGCUCAUGGGCCGCCCGGAAGGCGUCUGUGACUACGUGAAUGCGAGCCAUCUCCAGGCUAGGCGCAGCUACAAACGCUACAUCGCUAGCCAAGGGCCCUUACCAGCCACCUAUGAGGAUUUCUGGACAGUGGUCUGGGACCAUGACGUCCGUGUUAUUGUCAUGCUGACGGCCGAGACGGAGGGCGGGCAACUCAAAUGCCACCCCUAUUGGAAAGGCAAUGAUUUUGGUCCCAUACGGCUGCGCGUCUUGUCCGAGAAGAAGGUGUCACUGGAUAUCGACAAGCGGAGGACGCCGCCAGCCAUGGGUGUGACAACAGCAGCAACAGACGGGUCGUCGAGUUCGGCACAAAGCUCCCCUCCCCAUCUAUCACAGUCCGAGGGAGGGCGCCGGCGCGCCAACACAACCACCCACCUUGACUCGGCCAGUACUAUCCCGUUCAACUUCAACACACAAACAUCCCAGGUUGCCGAGACGCCCUACGUCAUUAUCCGGAAGUUCGCCCUAAGCCACACAGCGCAUCCCUUCCUGCCGAUCCGCGAGAUUACACAACUGCACUAUCCUUCAUGGCCUGAUUUUGGUGCUCCAGCCCAGCCCAGCCAUCUCCUUGCGCUGGUCGAGCUCGCCAACGUCAUGCAACACGCCGCCCUUCCAAUCGAGGUGUCGGGAACCCUGGGCUCGGCCUCUGCGUCACGGCGAAAUAGCGAUGCCGCUGUCGCUGCUGCCGAUCCGGCGGGCAAACCCUUCUUCGCCUAUCAUGGCUCGGACCGGGGCGGCAGCUCCGCUGGUUUGAAGCGGGCGGACAGCGAGAGUGCGUCUCUGAGCUGGCACGAUGCACCCGAGCCGCGCGACCUGGCCAGGCCGAUGCUGGUGCAUUGCUCGGCCGGCUGCGGCCGCACCGGCGCGUUUUGUACGGUUGACAGUGUCAUUGACAUGCUCAAGCGCCAGAGACAGCAUCACAUGUUGACACACUCUCAGAAUCAGAAGAACAGCAGUGGGCUGGCGGCCGCCGGUUUGGCUCAGCCGGCCACGCUUGAGCGUGACGCGGAUGGAGAUAUUACCAUGGACGUGAACGCGGGCACAAGCGGUCCCAGUGGAGCGUCUUCAACAACACCACCACCACCACCACCACCAACAACAACAACAACAAGAAGCAUCGACACGAACUGGCUGGAUGACGACAGCAUUGAUCUGAUUGCGCAUACCGUCGAGGACUUCCGCGGCCAGAGGCUGAGCAUGGUGCAGAGCCUGCGGCAGUUUGUCCUGUGCUACGAAACGGUGCUCGAGUGGAUCCGUCGACUCCAGGAUGACCCGAGAGGAGCAAGAGGGAGGAGCGGGAGUCUGGCGUUUUAG